Molecule: messenger RNA, 1359 nt
Organism: Lactuca sativa (garden lettuce)
Lineage: Eukaryota; Viridiplantae; Streptophyta; Magnoliopsida; Asterales; Asteraceae
Product: Plant basic secretory protein (BSP) family protein
Source: RefSeq, a predicted model, not a curated record
UUUUUAUUUUCGGGUACACACUAUCCAUAACUCCUAAUCAAAUACAUCGAGGCUGAAUGGCUUUCUGAUUAAGGCAGGAACAGGCCACGACAUUUAAAACCCUAUUUGCGUUGGUCAAUUUCUAUCCACUACUCACAAAAUUGAGAUAUCAGAUAUGCAUGCUCCACUAUAAUUCUCCAAAAGUACCAACCCUAAAACUAAUAUUUCCUAUAUAUCUUUAAGCACAGAUGGAGGCCCACCCCCUCCUCCAAUCUCUCAUUGCCACCACCUCCACCUCCACCACAUACGGUGUUCGUGCACUUUCCUCCCCGCCACCAAAAGUGGAUUCUCACGUCAUAAGCAAUGUUUCCGGCAUUCUUUUUCGUUUAACUUUGAUAACAUUCAUAGGAUUUAUGGCUAUUUGGGCAAACCACGAGGCGUCCAAAGGCUUCUCCAUAACAAUUGUCAAUGAUGCAGGUAAGUACUCAUUGCCUGGAAAACACUUUUCGCUCUUCUACCAAGCAAACGAUAAAGCGACAAGAAUUGUCCUCAACACAAGCAGAUUUGUAGAAAAUCUCCUCUACCCUAAUAAAGACUUCCUACAUAUGAGGAAACAAAUCGAUGGUGUCACUCUUAGACUUGCCCCCACAGUUUUUCCGGGUACUGUGGCAGUUGAUUCACGAAAACCCUACGAAUAUAUAAUCAGUUUGAGUCCCUUGAUAAUGGAAACUUCGAACAACAAUGAAGAAGCCAUUGUAUUGGCGGUGCUACAAGGCAUGGCACGUGUAUGGCUGUGGGAUGGCAAUGGGGCAACUCCACCGGUGCUUUUGAACGGCAUGGUUGAAUAUAUAAGCAGUUUAGCAGGCUUCACACUGGCAGAAGCAUGGACGUCCGGUGGAGAUGCUACAAGAUUGCCGGAAAAGAAUGUUGUUUGCUGGACAGAUGAGCAGCCAAGAAUGGUGGCAUGGUUUUUGAGAUAUUGUGAUCAAAGAAAACAACCAGGUGGUGGUGGUGGUGGUGGCGGCGAGGUCAUCCGGAGGUUGAACCAAAAGAUGAGAACCGGAUGGCAUGAUUGGAUGAUGGAUGAAGCCUUAGGCAUGGCAGGUCAGCAUGCAUGUGCAUCUUACGACAUUCUGAUAAGGCAUCACAAUCUAUUAAGUUCAAUGUGAUUAUGUCGGGUCUACACUAUAUAAUUGGGUGUAGAUGUAAUUAUGAUGGAUCCAUGUCAUUAUUGUUGCUUUUUGCUCAAAUAUUUUUUAAUUACGAGUUGCAACUUGCAACAUUAUUAUUUGUACAAUGAAACAUAUGUCUUACCAAAUACGUGUCAAUAUUGUCUCGAUGCUUAAAUGAGUUCGAUUAUUUAAUAAUUUUAUAUUUCAA